Molecule: messenger RNA, 4969 nt
Organism: Platichthys flesus (European flounder)
Lineage: Eukaryota; Metazoa; Chordata; Actinopteri; Pleuronectiformes; Pleuronectidae
Product: MYND-type zinc finger-containing chromatin reader ZMYND8-like
Exons: 20
Coding region: 514-4005 (1163 amino acids)
Biological process (GO): regulation of DNA-templated transcription
Molecular function (GO): protein binding
Source: RefSeq, a predicted model, not a curated record
AGUUGAGAGCUGUGUGUGUUUUUUCCUCUCUCCUCUGGAAACAGCCAGGAGGGAGGGAGGAGUUUAAACAAAGGCCUAGUCCACAUGAGAGAAAAAACAUGGAGGCUGGUGCAGAGCAGCCCUGGUGUCCUGCUCCUCUGCCUCCCCACGCUCACACCUCUGCCUACAUGAGAACAACCACCGACUGACUCUUCGCUGGGAGGCUUUCGAGGCGAUGCUGUGCAGACGGACUCGCGUGAACCACGUUGUUUCUGCGGCUCGUUUUUCGCUUCCCCUCUUGCCUGUCUGCCCCUGCCUGCACCGAACAAAGAUAAUCACUCAAGGAAACGCUUUGGCCAAUCAGGCGCGGCCUUGCAUCCCGCCCGCGAGGAGGCCGACCAGUCAGGGGGCGGCUUGCAUCGCCGGGGCCUGGAUCGCCUUCUGCCUGCAGAGCGGAGCCUUCCCCUCGGCUGAGAGGGCUGAGAGUGUCCUCCAUGUUUUAUAAGUGUUGACAUAACAGUGUGUCAGGCAGCCAUGCAUCCACAGAGUCUGGCUGAGGAGGAGAUAAAGACGGAGUCGGAUGUGGUAGAGGGGAUGGAUGCGUCUCUGCGACCCAAAGUCCCUGAUCCACCGGCGUUAGCAGAACGACCGGUGGUGCCACAGAAGAGGAAGGUGUCGAGUCCCACUCACUCAUCCAAUGGACACUCUCCCUCAGACACCUCCCCUAGCCCUGUCAAGAAGAAGAAGAAGCCUGGGGCCAUCAGCGGUCACAAAGACCAGUCAGAGCUAAGACAUGGUCCGUUUUACUAUAUGAAGCAGCCAGCACUCACCACAGACCCUGUUGAUGUUGUACCGCAGGACGGCAGGAAUGACUUCUACUGCUGGCUGUGCCACCGCGAGGGCCAGGUGCUCUGCUGUGAGCUCUGCCCCAGGGUGUACCACGCCAAGUGCCUCAAACUACCAGCCGAGCCCGAGGGCGACUGGUUCUGUCCAGAGUGUGAGAAAAUAACAGUUGCCGAAUGCAUUGAAACCCAGAGCAAGGCAAUGACAAUGCUGACAUUAGACCAACUGUCCUACUUGCUCAAAUUUGCACUCCAAAAGAUUAAACAGCCAGGGACUGAGCCUUUUCAAAAGCCUGUGGCUCUGGAACAACACCCAGAUUACGCUGAGUAUAUCUUCCAUGCCAUGGACCUGUGUACUUUAGAAAAGAAUGUAAAAAAGAAAAUGUUUGGCUGCACUGAAGCCUUUCUUGCUGAUAUGAAAUGGAUCUUGCACAACUGCAUCAUCUAUAAUGGAGGUAAUCAUAAACUCACAGCAACUGCAAAAGUCAUCGUCAAGAUUUGUGAACAUGAGAUGAAUGAAAUCGAGGUGUGUCCAGAGUGUUACCUGUCUUCAUGCCAAAAGAGGGAGAACUGGUUUUGUGAGCCAUGUAGUCAACCCCACCCCCUGGUCUGGGCCAAGCUAAAGGGGUUUCCUUUCUGGCCAGCAAAAGCACUUCGAGAUAAGGACGGACAGGUAGACGCACGGUUCUUUGGUCAACAUGACAGGGCAUGGGUCCCCAUCAACAACUGCUACCUCAUGUCCAAAGAGAUCCCCUUCUCUGUGAAAAAGACGAAAAGCAUUUUCAACAGUGCCAUGCAGGAGAUGGAGGUCUAUGUGGAGAACAUUCGCAAGAAAUUCGGGGUCUUCAACUACGCACCCUUUCGCACCCCCUUCACACCCAACAACCAGCUGCAGAUGCUGUUGGACCCCUCCAACCCGAGUGCUGGGACUGUGAAGACGGAGAAAAACGAGAAACUUCGCUUAAACUUUGAUACGACCGCAUCUCCCAAGAUGGUUCUCAGCAAAGGUUCCACACACAGUGGGAUGAGUCGAAGGGUCUCCAUGACGGACAUGCCUCGGUCCCCCAUGAGCACCGGCUCGUCUGUCCACACAGGGUCUGAUGGGGAGCAGGACAUGGAGAAGGCCAGCAGGAAUCCUGGUUUCCACUACAGCACUGGAGAGGAAUCAAUGGACUGUUCAGGGUCUCCGGUCUCAGGCAGGAUGGGUCCUACAGGCAGUGUGACAGGCAGCCCAAAACCCUUUAACCCUGGACUAGUGCCCAAACAGGAAAGGACCUCGGGCACAGGCGGCAUCCUAAAUCUCAACCUGGAUCGAGUAAAGGCUGAAAUGGAUCUGAAGGAGUUAAGUGAAACUGUGCAGCAGCAACAAAAUCAGCAACAAGGAUCAUCUGCCGCCUUCCCGACCCCAAAGAAACACAUCAGGAGCCUGGACAAGACAAUUGAGAGCUGCAAGGCUCAGCUCGGGAUCGAUGAGAUUUCUGAAGAUGUGUAUAAAGGUGUGGAUCACAGUGACUCUGAAGACUCUGAGAAGUCGGACUCAAGUGACAGCGAGUAUCUCAGCGACGAGGAACACAAGCCAAAGAGCUCGACCCAGGACGACAAGGACAAAGCAGAGAAAAAGAGGCCUAAGGCGAGCACGGACAGAGAGAAUAAGGAGGGAGGAACAGGGCCAGGGGAUAAAGCCACCCUUGAACCCCUGCUCAAAGAGAAACUGGGGGCCAAUGGCCCAGAUAGGGACCUCCAGGACAAGCCCAGAACGCCCCAGUCUCAGCCCCUCGCUGACAAGCCCAAAGCCCCAGAGGAGGGCAAGGGAGAUGCUGCUACAUCAGUCACAGAGCAAGACUCUGAUUCUGAAAGAGAGCUGGUGAUUGACCUGGGUGAUGAACACGGAGGUCGGGACUCAAAGAGGGCGAGAAGAGAGCCAGGAGCUUCGGCUGCCAAGACUCCCAAAGAGUCUAAUGUUGUCAAGUUGGAAGGUAAACUUCCUUCAUCUGCUACAGCGGCAGCACCAUCCCGGGACGCUGCCUCCUCCCUGAAAGAUGCCUUGCAACCUUCCAUCACCGCUGCCCUCAACCUCGUCGCCACUGCAGCAUCUGGUCAGUCCAGUUCCACCACAGCUACCAGCGGCUCAACCAGUGCUGCCUCUCCUGCCUCCACCUCGGUCUCCGCAGCAUCCCCAGUUCCUGCAGCAUUAAAGAAACAGCGCCCCCUACUGCCCAAAGAGACAGCUCAGGCCGUGCAGCGGGCAGUGAUCUGGAAUCCCACCAAGUUUCCAGCGUCCUCUCAGAAGUUGCAAAUGGAGAAGGUGCAGAAGCAGCAGCAGCAGCAGGGAGAGCAGUCAGCAGUGCAAACACAGGCCCAGACGCUGGGUCAAACACGAAGCCCACAGCAGCUGCCGUCUCAACCACAGAACUCCUCUUCAAGCACCCGCUAUCAGACCAGACAGUCAGCCAAAGUGCUACCAAAGGACCCGCCUCAGAAUACGUCCUCAUCCACAGCUGCACAGGUCACAUCCUCUAGCUCCUCUUCCUUCAUGUCAGGAGACGUACAGAUCCCCACAGUCUCUGCAGAUGUGGCUGCAGAUAUAACCAAGUACACAAAUAAGAUUAUGGACACAAUAAAAGGGACGAUGACUGAAAUCUACAGCGACCUUUCCAAAAACACAUCAGGAAACACAAUUGCAGAGAUACGACGGUUAAGAAUAGAGAUUGAAAAACUCCAGUGGUUGCAUCAACAAGAGUUGUCAGAGAUGAAGCACAAUCUAGAACUGACGAUGGCGGAGAUGAGGCAGAGUCUGGAGCAGGAAAGAGAACGGCUGGUGGCUGAGGUCAAGAAGCAGACAGAGGUGGAAAAGCAGCAGGCGGUGGACGAGACCAAAAAGAAACAGUGGUGCGCCAACUGCAGGAAGGAGGCCAUCUUCUACUGCUGCUGGAACACCAGCUAUUGUGACUACCCAUGUCAGCAAGCCCAUUGGCCUGAGCAUAUGAAGUCCUGCACGCAGUCAGCCUCAGCUUCGCAACAGGAUCCGGAGGCAGAGCCCAACUCGGAACCUCCCAUCAAACCAUCAGGUCACUCUCCCGCCACACAGACCCUGCCCUCAGGAGCAGGAUCCAUAUCAGACAAAAGCAACUCUCCCUCACUCAUUGACAAGAGUAAGGACAGUGCUGCUGUUACUGUGACCUAACUGCGACGCUACAGAGACUCUGGAAGAUCUUUCCAAGGCCACUGAAGGGCUCGUGGCAUCAAGAACAUUUGCCGUAAAAAAAGAUUGGUGCUUGAAGGCCUGUGUCUGUCUGACAAAAAGAAACUCUUAAUUUUUUCAUUCCCACACGUACAUCUGCUUAGCCGAUAUUUUUCGUUUGUCAAUCAAUCGCAGUUCCCAGAAAUCUGUGUUCACCAUGGAAAAGUAGACUGAGGAGAAAUAAAAUGUGAGUCUGUCUGUUUUCGUACUGUCUUCUGUGUUACAACUCUGUUCCCACAGAUUAUUUACCACACUAUCACAUUCAAUGCUGCUUUUAAGUACUUCCUGGCGGUUUCACAGAGUUGAUUUACUCUCCAUAUUCUAAGAUACAAACAAUUCAAAAUAGCCAAUCAACACUUGAUGCUCAUUUAUAACGGUGCCAUCAGAGGUAUUUUGAGUAGUUUCAUCUUGACUGUUUUUAACCAUGUCCUCUUCAUGACAUUUUUUGGCCCAUACCAGUUUUGUAUUGUUGCUCAACAUUGUAAAGGCCUCCAUCAAAAAAUAUCUGUGAUUUAUUAAAAGAAAAAAUAACUAAAAAAUGUAAACUGUACAAAGUUUUGUAAGAAGAUAACUGAACAAUAUUUAUAGUGUUAUAUGUUUUUAUAGUAUGUUAAAUGAAAUCACAUUUCUAUGUGUCUAAAAAAAGAAGUUAUUUGAAAAAUAAAUUACUUCAUAUGAAUGUCAGCACUGAGCAAAGUCUCUGUUUAACCAGUUAUCCAAAGCUGAUGUAAAUCCUGGUCAGACUGUGUCUAAGAACUGGGAAGGUAUGAAUAGAAAAUUGCAUUUUUGGCUGGUUAUUAUUUCCUGUGAGCAUGUAUGUUUUGAGCUUGUGUCUCGUUCUUGUUUACAUAUUGUAAAUACAAUAUAUGGACUUGUGAAGCAAAAAUAAAAAUGCUCUGAUCAGUGA